AUGACCUCGAAACUUAUCUGGCUUUCGGCUCUGUGGGCAGUCUGGUCGUUCUUCUACAGCGGUACAUGGUCUACUUAUCUUGCUACCUAUUUCUCGGCCCGUUCUCGCGCUCUAUCUUCGCUCAUCUCGCCGUCUUUCUGCAUCGUUGGAUGCUUUGGUCUCGGCUUCCUCCUCGACAUAGAGUCUCUCAGCCAACGUCGCAGGGCCCAGCUAGGCCUAUUUACCGUCGUUAUUCUCAACUUGGGCGUGUAUAUUUGGUCAAUCGUCAUGCAAGCCAAGUUCAAUGCCACGAACCCGGAUAAGAUCGACUAG
Daldinia caldariorum is the source of this 312-nucleotide messenger RNA. RefSeq lists its product as uncharacterized. The record is from RefSeq and is a predicted model, not a curated record. The transcript has 3 exons. NCBI's taxonomy places the organism in Eukaryota, Fungi, Ascomycota, Sordariomycetes, Xylariales, Hypoxylaceae. The coding region runs from base 1 to 312 and encodes 103 amino acids.